This is a messenger RNA of Ophidiomyces ophidiicola, 1236 nucleotides long. RefSeq lists its product as uncharacterized. The transcript has a single exon. The coding region runs from base 1 to 1236 and encodes 411 amino acids. Gene Ontology annotation, biological process: calcium ion import across plasma membrane. Lineage: Eukaryota; Fungi; Ascomycota; Eurotiomycetes; Onygenales; Onygenaceae. The record is from RefSeq and is a predicted model, not a curated record. Gene Ontology annotation, molecular function: calcium channel activity.
AUGCCUCCAAAGUUCCCUCUACAAGCCCGCUUUGCGGCGUGCCUCUCCACUAUCAUUUUGCUCAUCGUCCUUUACUUUAUCCUAUCCAGCCCACGAUUUGCGUAUGCAGUUGACGUUGACUCUAUAAUACGCGAGGAUCACAACCACCGUGUAAUACGAGAUUCAAACGUUCAGUUUUCUAAGCCGAGGAUUGCUGGGCAUGUCGAGAUGCUUACUGACAAUGUUACCGGCCAUGCUGUUCUGGCAAGAAGAGCUCCGGAGGGCGUGGAUUCACUGACAAAUAACGUACCAAAGUUAAAAAACAUUCAAAUGGGAGAGACGCAUCAUUGGGUAAUUCCGAAAAGCGUCGUCACAGGUCCAAAGUCGCCGGUACCUCCAGGGCUACCAAAAACCGUUGAAAUAAAAGAAGUGCAGCCAAAACCCUCCCUUGAUGAAGAAAGCAUGCAGGAACAACGAAAACGCAACGAGGAAGUAUCUCGCAGGACGAGUACGGUUUAUGUGACGCUUAAUACUUGUAUCCAACCAAUAUUGAAUGCAACCCAGCGAGCAGACGAUUCUUCUCCACCACAACUCCAGCUAUUUUAUUCGCAAGACGGUUCGGUAAAAGAGCCAGGCCCAAAUACGCCAAAUAUUCUGUCGGUAAACUUUGACGAUGGUUACGCUUCCGUGGAAAUCAACGCAGCUGGAGAUGUAUACAUUGGGGUCUUCGCGCCCACCCAUCCGAGAUAUGGUGGUAUAUAUAACUAUGAAGUUGCAGCGUCGAUAGAUGCUCCAUUUCAUAGCGCGGAACAGAAUACCCCCUUUUUGUAUUUCGUCGAUAGCGACAGCAACGCUGCUCUACUUCAGACAAACAAUCUCACCUCAGCCUCGGCCGGUGAAAGUUCAUACGAGGAAUGGAUGAAUUUAGACCCACCGCCUUUCACUCUUUUUGCUCAUAAUAUGAACCAUUCCGCCAUACUUGGAAUCCAGAAAUCCUUUUGCGGACUCAGCAAGAAUGCCCAGAUCAACAGGAUGGGUGGCUCGCUUCAAGUUAAAAUGUCAAAUAGAAGUAUGCACCCCAGAGAACAGUUCUAUAUCACGAACCUCAAUCGUACCUCGUCGUACUAUGGAAUCAUAGCAAUGGAAGGUAACUCAACGGCCUCUGGUAGCGGCGUUGUAGGUGGAGGAGGCAAAGUCUGGAAAGCGAUGAAUUUUACCACAAAAUCAGGCAAGUUCAAAAUUACUCAGGCUAUUUGA